Amphibalanus amphitrite is the source of this 3576-nucleotide messenger RNA. It is a transcript of the gene Pyroxd1, whose product is annotated as pyridine nucleotide-disulfide oxidoreductase domain-containing protein 1-like. The record is from RefSeq and is a predicted model, not a curated record. The transcript has 9 exons. Lineage: Eukaryota; Metazoa; Arthropoda; Thecostraca; Balanomorpha; Balanidae. The coding region runs from base 1875 to 3380 and encodes 501 amino acids. Gene Ontology annotation, molecular function: flavin adenine dinucleotide binding; oxidoreductase activity.
CGUUCUCUGAAGGGGCUUUACUUAAAGUGACACCACUGUUUUGUUUAUACAAAAACAUGAGCCCUCCUCCUUUCUUGUCCUUUUGUUUUCUCAUGCUCUCUAUCUUGAUCAAGUUCUUGUCAAUCUCAAGUUUAUCAUAUCUCUGGUGGGUCUCAGUAAUACAUAAGAUGUCACAACUGUAGGCUAACAAUUCUUCUAGUUCUGCCAGCUUUUGCUUUGUUAAUCCUUGUAUGUUAAUGAGAUUCAAUUUGUAAACCUUUCUACUUUCUUGGUUGUCGGUCUUCGACCCCUUGUUUGUUGUUUGUUUCCUGUACCUUCCAUCCUUGCUUUCUUUCUUUCUUACUGUGUUACUUUGUUUCCCUUCCUUUCGACAACCCUCCCCCGAGAAAUGACAUGGGUUUCUCGCCCUUUCUUGAGCCACUCCUCUCUCAGUCUUCUCUGCUUCUCCCUUUCUUCGGGAGGUAGGUCCCUUGUAAUGUAGGUAUUUUCUAUGCCUUUGCUCUUGAGAUCAAACCUCCUUUUGUACAGAAGCUCCACGUGCUCCUUUGAUCUCAGCUUCAGCAGGAGUAUUCUUGGUUUCGUUUUCUGGUUCUGAUUUGCGUUUCUUUCAUCUUCUUUCUCCGUUGUAGGUUUUUGCCUCAAUCUGACAAUCUUCUGAAUUUCAAAGUCUCGCACUCCCAGAGCAUCUGCUAUUUCUUUGAACUUCACUAUGUCUUCCUGUUUUUUGUCUUCUCCUUUCUCUGCUUUACUCUCUGGGAGAUUGUGUAUCAGCACAUUUGUUGCCCUUUCUUCCAACUCCUUGUUCUGUAUCACUCUUUUGAUACCUUCAGAGUUACCCUUAAUGACUUCUUGUUGUUCUUUUAUUUCUUCUACCACUUUUGUGACAUCUGCAUACGUCUUCCUGAUCUCCGUCUUCUUCUCCGUUUCCCUGCUCUUCAUUUCCUCUACACACUGUAUCAUUGCUUCGUUCUGCUCUUGCAAUGUGGAAAUAUUGCGCCCUUGAAACUCUCCUACUUCUCUAAUGGCUUGUUCAUUUUCGAUUGCUGACUUCCUUAUUAUUCUUGUUUGGUCUUUUAGCGCCUCUGCCAACUGAUCGAUUUUGGCUUCCAACUUGCUGUACUCAGUUUCUGAGUGUGGAUACUUCCUGUUCUUUAACUCGUUUCUGCAGGCUUUGCACAUCCAUGCCAGUGUGUCAGGGUGUUCCUGGAGUGCUUUGUAUGCUUCCGUAUGUAUCUCCUGACAUGCUGCGUGGAACCAACGAUGACAAAGGUCACAUUCCACUCCCUCAUCUUCGUAGCCAACUGGAAGACCACAUUUGUGCCCAGGCCCUCCCUUGCAUAUUGCCUCCUUACUCAGGUCAACUGAUGAUCUGUGUGCUGGUUCAAAAGCCUCAAAGACACUGUUGUCUAGUUUUCCAAUGGCUUUCUCUGUUUCCAUUUUCUUGCUCAUUACUACUCGUCUUUCUUUGUCUUCUGCCCUGGCCAUUUUUCCCUUCUCCGCCCUCUCUGCAUCUCUCUUACCUUUCCCUUUGUCCGCGAUCUGUCUUGUUGUAGGUGUUUUCCUGCUAUUUGUCGGUGAGAUUCCUGGCCCCAUUUCGUGUUUAUAGUUGUGUGUAUAAUCAAGAUCAAGAUUCAAAGCUAUGUUCACAGCCCCGAUUUUUCCUCAAGCCAAGCCCGCAAGCAACUUGCCUAGCAAUUCGCAUGCAGCAUGCUCCGAGGCCCGAUGCACAUCCACCUCACACCCACAUCAGCUUGCAAGGCGCCUGCAUGCACACAGACACGUGCUGUUAUAUACAGGGUUUUUUUUUACACCUUUACCUUGAAUGAUAGGUAGGCGUCUUCCUUCUCCCACUUAACACAUGCAAUACAAUCCUCAUGUGCCGCGCCACAAUUGCCUCAGUUUGCUGUGCCGAGUCCGACAGCUUCUCUCGCUUUCAGGAAGGAGAUCCCGAGAGAAAUGGACUGGUAAAUGACGUUCCUCACAGAUUAUCGCUGUCAUUUGAGGAGCCAUCUGAAGACAUUGUGCUUGUGUCUGCGGGUAGCAUGGUGCUGCAGACCACUGCCGUGCAGGUGACUCGGCUGGCUCAUGAACUGCAGGUGCAGGAAGUCAGUGGCCACCAGCUGACUGAUCUCUGUCCUGGCCUGAGGCUGAAGCAGGCUACCGCAACAAGACUGGAUGCCAAAGAUAAGGUGCUGCACCUCUCAGACGGCAGCUCGGUCCGGUACGGCCGGCUGUGUAUCUGUACCGGCGGCCGGCCGCGGCUGCCGCUUCCCGACCACCCGGCAGUGAUCGGGAUCAGAGACGGCCACUCAGUGGACGAGCUGGUGCGGCGACUCGGCCCGGCGCGGCGCGUGCUCAUCGUCGGCAACGGCGGCAUCGCCUCCGAACUCGUUUUCACUCUGAAGGACGUGGACGUGACCUGGGUGAUCCGGGACGGCUCCAUCUCGGCCACAUUCGUCGACCCGGGUGCCGCCGAGUUUCUGCUGCCCCGACUGGAGAGCCGCGACCAGCAGCCGGCCGCAGCGGACGCCACUGUCGCCGUUCCGGCGCCGCCCUCCAAAAGAUGGCGCUACCACGCGUCCGACCCGCCGUCGUCUGAGGGAGGCCAGGGCGACCCCUCAGUGCCGGGUAGCGCUCUGGGUCCAGACUGGCUGCAGCGACUACAGGCCCGCGGAGCCGGCAAAGGCAGGGUCACUGUGAAGUAUAAAACGGAGCUGAGGCGACUGGUGGACCGGCCGAAUGACCCGAACGACUCAGAACAGUGGCCAGUCUAUGCGGAGCUCACGAGUGGCGAGACGAUCGGCUGUGACUUUAUCGUGUCGGCCACCGGUGUGCUGCCCAACACAGAGCCCUUCACAGAAGGCACGUCGCUCCGGCUAGCCGCGGACGGCGGUAUUCUGGUGGACGACCACAUGCGGACACAUGAGACGGACGUGUACGCCGCCGGGGACGCCUGCUCGCCUGACUGGGAGCUGGCGCCGCACUGGUUCCAGAUGCGUCUGUGGAGCCAGGCGCGUCAGAUGGGACUGUACGCGGCCAAAUGUAUGUCCGCCGACCGGCUGGGCGUGCCGCUGCUGCAGGACUUCUGUUUCGAGAUGUUCGCCCACGUCACCCGGCUGCUGGGCCACAAGUUGAUCCUACUCGGGCUGUUCAACGGACAGCGGCUGGGAACGGACUACACGGCGCUCAUCAGGAUGACGCCAGGUGUGGAGUUUAUCAAGGUGGUUCUGCGUGAUGGGAAGGUGCAGGGCGCUCUCCUACUGGGCGACACGGACCUGGAGGAAACGUUCGAGAACCUGAUCCUCUCCCAGAUGGACGUCAGCCACCUGGGGGAUGACCUGCUCUCGCCAGAUGUCGAUAUUGAGGACUACUUCGACUGAGUUCAGAUCGACUCAAGUCAACAUUGAUGACUUUUCCGCCAACUUCCGCCAAGGGAUAGUCCUCAUUUCGUUUGGGCUAAUCGUUGUUGCUGAGUAAGAUCGGGUGACGCGUGACCGCUGUUAUUUUUCAACUGGGACAAGACAUCACUGUGUACUUAUUAUAGGUCAAUGUCACUGUGCUUUUGAUUGUUUUUUU